GGUUCAACGUCCAACCUAAGGAAAGCGAGAGACGCAUUCAAUUACGUAGUAUUUAUAUACAAUAUCAUCUCAAGGCGUUGGUGUACUCUCCUGCUUCUCACAUUCAAAUUGCACGCUAGCUUACGUCUCUUUUUAACUAGCACUCUCUCUCUCUCUCAUUUGUCAAUGGAGUUGGACCGCCUUGCGAUUUCAUCAGUUGGCGCAGUCGUGGCUGUGGUGACAUGGCUGGGGUGGAGUGCGUUGAACUGGGUAUGGUUGAGACCGAGGAGGCUGGAGAGGCGCCUCAGGGAGCAAGGGCUGAGCGGGACCUCGUACAAGUUGUUGUUUGGAGACGUGAAGGACAGCUACGCCAUGACGGAACGAGCCAAAUCCAGUCCCAUCCCCUUCUCUCAGGAUAUCCUCCCUCGCGUCGUACCCUUCCUCCACAACUCCGUCAACACUUACGGAAAGAUUUCCUUUACGUGGCUUGGACCAAAUCCUAGAGUGAACAUCAUGGACCCUGAACUCGUAAAGGAGAUUCUGUCAAAGAAUUUCCACUUUAGAAAGCUUAGGUCUAAUCCGUUAGCCAAGUUGCUGGCUAACGGAUUAGCAAGCUAUGAGGAUGAACAAUGGACUAGACACAGAAAACUCAUUAACCCUGCUUUCCAUAUCGAGAAAUUGAAGCAUAUGUUGCCGGCAUUUGAUACCAGUUGUAGCGAGAUGAUAAGCGCAUGGGAAAACACGGUCUCCACGCACGGGUUUUGCGAAUUAGAUGUGUGGCCUUUUCUGCAAGCAUUGUCAAGGGACGUCAUAUCUCGAACUGCAUUUGGUAGUAACUAUGAAGAAGGAAGAAGAAUAUUCCAACUCCAGACUGAGCAAGCUGAGCAUACUAUUAAGGCUUUAAAUUCAGUCUACAUUCCAGGCUGGAGGUUUAUGCCAACAAAGAGGAACAACAGGAUGAAAGAAAUUGAAAAGGAAGUAAAAGCAUCAUUAAGGGCAAUGAUUGAUAAAAGAUUGAAGGCAAUGAAGGCAGGGGAGGCUAGUAAUGAAGAUUUGCUGGGUAAAAUGUUGGAAUCCAAUCUCAGGGAAGUUCAGGAUAGUGGAAAAGAUGGCAAAAAAGCUGCUGGGAUGAUGAUGAGUAUUGAUGAAGUGAUUGAGGAAUGCAAGCUGUUCUACUUUGCUGGGCAGGAGACCACCUCUGUUUUGCUUGUGUGGACUAUGGUUUUGUUGAGUAAACAUCCACAUUGGCAACAACUUGCAAGGGAAGAGGUUUUGCAGGUGUUUGGGAAUGACAAGCCAAACUUUGACGGAUUAAAUCGCCUCAAGAUUGUAACAAUGAUUUUGAAUGAGGUUCUACGAUUAUACCCACCGGCAGUUGCAAUGAUUCGAGUUAUCCACAAAGAGACGAAGUUAGGAAGACUGUGUCUGCCUGCUGGAACGAUACUUUCUAUACCAAUAAUCCUGCUUCAUCAUGACAGCAAAGUUUGGGGCGACGACGCAAAGGAGUUCAACCCGGAGAGGUUUUCAGAAGGAUUGUCAAAGGCGACAAAGAACGGAGUAGUUUCAUUCUUUCCAUUUGGUUGGGGGCCUCGCAUAUGUAUUGGACAAAACUUUGCAAUGCUAGAAGCAAAGAUGGCCGUGGCGAUGAUUCUACAACGCUUCUCCUUUGAGCUUUCGCCGUCUUAUACGCAUGCUCCCCAUACUGUCAUCACUCUUCAACCGCAAUACGGAGCUCACUUGAUUCUACAAAAAAUUUAGACAUUUCUUGUAAUUUUGGGUUUAAAUUUCUUAAACACACAAGGAUAUUGUGUAUGUUUGAUCUAACAAGAAGAUGAAAAAACGCUUUCAAACCCAAAUUUGAUUUGGUUCAGCAAUGCUUGUAUAGAAAUUUGUUCUUUAAGUGUUGAAUUCAAAUCAUAACAACAAAACUAGGAUUUUUUGACA
Rhododendron vialii is the source of this 1923-nucleotide messenger RNA. Its product is annotated as cytochrome P450 CYP72A219-like. The record is from RefSeq and is a predicted model, not a curated record. Gene Ontology annotation, molecular function: oxidoreductase activity, acting on paired donors, with incorporation or reduction of molecular oxygen; heme binding; iron ion binding. The transcript is spliced from 5 exons. NCBI's taxonomy places the organism in Eukaryota, Viridiplantae, Streptophyta, Magnoliopsida, Ericales, Ericaceae. The coding region runs from base 166 to 1737 and encodes 523 amino acids.